CUUUUGAGCAUGCGCACAGCCCAAUGCGGUGUGGGACUUGGUGUGUUCUUUGACUGGUCCGGGUUUAAGUUUUCCUGCUGGUUAGGGAGCAGUUGGCAGUCUCAGAAGCACGGAUCCGAGGGGAGACAGGCCUUGUUCAGGAAAAGCCCCUUCGAAGGACGGCCAGGACCCCCCAUCCCAAGAAGAUGGCUCAAGAGCAGCCUUUGUUGGCUGUGCAGGAGGCUUUGAAGACGUGUUUCCCUGCAGUGGAGGAGCAGCAGGGUCUGUGGCAGAGCACCCUGCAGGACUGCUCACCCCUCCUCUCCUCUCUCAGCAACCUGGCAGAGCAGCUGCAGGCAGUGGAGAGUCUGCGGUUUGAGGAUGUGCCAGCCCUUCAGCCCUUUCCAGACUUACAGGAACGGCUGAGGCGCAAGCAGCUGGAGGCUGGCGACACUGUCCUGGACAAGCUAGGCGAGAGGCUAACUAUCCUCCUCAAGGUUCGGGACACCGUCAGCAGCCAUGUGGAGCAUGUGUUUAAGACUUAUGAGCAGCAUGCGGCCAUGCUUGGCAUAGAUGCUGUCCUGCAGCCCUCAGCUGUGAGCCCCUCUGUGGCCGACAUGUUGGAGUGGCUGCAAGACAUCGAUAGACACUACCGAAACUCGUACCUGAAGAGAAAGUACCUCCUCUCCUCCAUCCACUGGGGCGACUUGGCCAGCAUCCAAGCACUGCCCAAGGCCUGGGACCAGAUUUCAGAGGAGGAGCACCAAGACCUUGUGCAAGAUAUCCUGUUGAAUGUUUCCUUUUUCCUGGAGGAGCGAGGAGGCUGCACAGUGUCUGACCUGGAGCAGCACAGCUAAGGACUGACUGUCACCACUCUGUUAUCUCUGAGGAGGCAGCAGCACUGUACCUGACAUACCUGAAUGUCAAUGCCUGGAACCUCAGGCCUGGAGGGUUGAGUGGAUGCCCUGGGACUUCUCCAUAGUAGGUCAUGGCCAAGGGCGCAUGGGCUCUGCUCUUGUGAUUCUGGGAAGUGGAUGGAGACAGAGAGAAAACAGGAAAGGUAGCACUGAUAAGCAUAGUGCCAUCUCCGUCAAUAGGCCCCAAGUGAUAGGAAGGACAGGACAGGAGGGAAGGGGCCGUAACCGCCUCUGCAUCACAUGAAGCACCUAGUCUGUCUGCCUCAGGUCCUGACUCUCUGUCUGGCUCCUUGAAACGAGUAGACCUGGGACUGCAGGGUGGUGGCAGUGUGUGUUUGGCACACAUAAGGCCAUGGUUCAUUCCUCAUCACACACAAAAGCCAGGGACGAAAGGAGAGCAUUUAAAAUGUUUACUCCAUCACACUGUUGCAUCAAACCAAAGUCCAUUUCCAGAGCAGGCCACCAGGGGGCAAUGGUGCAACACAAACAGUUCUGGAUGCUUUGUCCUUGAGAGGUUCCCUGUUUCUCUUAGCAUCUGAGAGGAAGUAACUAUGAAUAAUGAGACCCCGCCCUCCCAAAGGACAAGGCUCAGACUCCCGUGGCCUUGCAUUGGCCACAUUCUUCCAAGCUUGGAGUGGAGUUUGUCCUGGGUGUGAGAACUCUCACUGUGAUUGUUAGCUUUGUCCACUUGACACAAUGUAGAGUCAUCUGGGAAGGAGUCACAGUAAAGAAUUUUCUAGAUUUGGUUGGCCUGUGGGCAGGCCUAUGAGAGUUUCUCAGUUGGGCCCAUCCUGAAUGUGGACAGCACCAUCUUGUGGGCUGGGCCUGACUGGCUGUAUAGGAGCGAGUCAGCCAAGCAUCAGCUUUCGUGUAUUAAUCCAUUGCUCUUACUGUUGAUUGUGGAUGUCGUGAGUCCAGCUGCUGUCACAUUCCUGCUGCCUGGACUGUCCCACAGUGACGGACUGUAUCCUGGAAUCCUGAGUUAA
Molecule: messenger RNA, 1882 nt
Organism: Nannospalax galili (Upper Galilee mountains blind mole rat)
Lineage: Eukaryota; Metazoa; Chordata; Mammalia; Rodentia; Spalacidae
Gene: Airim
Product: chromosome unknown C1orf109 homolog
Exons: 5
Coding region: 186-836 (216 amino acids)
Cellular component (GO): cytoplasm; nucleus
Source: RefSeq, a predicted model, not a curated record